AUGGUAGACUUUGAACAAUCACGCCCUUACUACCCAGGAACCCCAACCCCUAUGGAAAACUACGGCCAGAUGAUGAAUCAACCCAUUGGACGCCUGUCUUAUCCACCAGGGCACCCCAUGCCUCCGGUCCCUGUAUACCCAGAAUGGAAUCAUCCUGUCCACGAGCCGCUGCGACAGGAUGUUGGACCCCUGAGUGCCCCGGAAAGCCCAACUUAUAUUGUGGAAAGAGCCAACCGGCGAGGUGCAGAUGCAAACCGCGGAAGCUCCCAGUACAUUUCCCAGAGACGAUCCUCCAUCCGGGGUGAUGAAUUCGAUGGCCCCCAUCAAAUCCUGGACCCGCCUUCGUCUCGAAAUGUGCCCACUCGAGAGGAAGAGCUGCCCCAGCUGCCCACUAACCUAGAUGCUGCUGAACAGGACAAGAUCCUGCAUGAAGUCAAUGACCGUCUUUCUCUGUCAGCCUAUGAGUUUUUUGCAAGAUACCAAUUCCCCAUUCCCCUGGAAACGGACAAGAGGCCUGUCCAAGUUCCUUCAGACCGGGAGUGGAAUGAAUGGGUGCAUCUUUUGAAAAGACUUGCUACUAGACGUCGUAUCCCCCGACACACUCUGCACAACGGCCAAAUCAAACAGCUCAUCACUGUUCUUGAAAACUCCCUGGAGAUGCGUCAUGCUGCCAAGCAUAGCUCAAGACCCGUCAAGGAUGACCGUAAUGUGCUUCAGCUCAUCUCCGCGGGAACGCAGGUUGCGAAAAUCCUCAAGGAUUCCAGCGCCAUGCAGUUCUUCGAUCGUCUUUAUGUGGACACGGAGAAGAUGAUUCAUGACCGACGCCGCCGCGUCAGAUUUGCUAGCCCUUGA
Molecule: messenger RNA, 852 nt
Organism: Penicillium longicatenatum
Lineage: Eukaryota; Fungi; Ascomycota; Eurotiomycetes; Eurotiales; Aspergillaceae
Exons: 1
Coding region: 1-852 (283 amino acids)
Source: RefSeq, a predicted model, not a curated record